Nerophis lumbriciformis (worm pipefish) is the source of this 2319-nucleotide messenger RNA. Lineage: Eukaryota; Metazoa; Chordata; Actinopteri; Syngnathiformes; Syngnathidae. The record is from RefSeq and is a predicted model, not a curated record.
AUGAGUCAGUAUAAGAUGAAGACGCUGGUGCUGCUGCUGAUGCCUCUGGCUUUGGCAACUAACACUCCUCAAAGGCCUCGUAGUCAAUUCACACGUUACCGCUCAUGGAACUCCCGCAUGUAUCCCGUAUGGAAAGAUGGAGACCCAAGGUUUCGAAAUUGUUGGUCUGGUGGACAAGUUACAUUUGAUCUGAAGAACGAUGCCCCUACGCUUCUUGGAGCAAAAUCAACCUUCAGCAUUAAUCUUAAUUUCCCUCCAAACCAAACAGUGCUAGCCGAUGGUCAAGUAGUCUGGGCACGUAACUGCACUAUUGAUGGCCAGCAGUUUCAGGCGGGCCAGGCUGUAUAUCCAGACCAGAAUAAUGAGAUGACUGGAGUUUUCCCGGAUGGCACGGCUUUCACAACAUCCCGGGAUAGGAAGCCCCGCUAUGUCUAUGUGUGGAAGACAUGGGGAAAGUUCUGGCAGGUGGCAGAUGGACCUUCCAGCUCGCUUACCAUCUCCACAGAUGGUGUCUCCCUGGGCUCCUACAGCAUGGAGGUUGUCAUCUACCACUGUUGUGGAAAAAACAAAUUCAUCCCCCUCGGCUACGCCUCCACAGUCUUCACCGUCACAGACCAAGUUCCCUUCACUGUAUCCCUGGCUCAAGUCAAUGACAUAAACCAAGACGACUCUAACUUCAUCCAGAACCGAGCCAUUGCUUUCAGCAUCAACCUUCAUGAUCCCAGCCAGUACUUGAGCAGUGCUGAUAUAAGCUUUAGCUGGGACUUCGGAGACAGCACCGGAACACUAAUUUCCAGGGAGCGAACUGUCACGCACACGUAUCUUGCAGUGGGGACCUUCAAACCUCAAGUUGUCUUAAUGGCCAGCAUCCCCAAUGGUUGUGUUAACCCUUCUCCUGGGGCUCCUGCUGAUGCACCUGCUGUACCAGUUGUGGUUGUGACCCCUGCAACAGAACCAGCAACAGCAGAAGUACUUGACCCUGACACUGUCCCAGCCGCAGCUGAUCCACCUAUUGCAGAUGCCGUUGCAGUCGAGGCCUCAGAGCAGCCGGCUGAAGCAGGCGCCGACACAGAUAAUGCAGAGGCCGCAAUUGACGCGGGAGCGGAAGAAGUAGAGGCGGUCUCAGUAGCCCCCGCAGCGAUUGAUGCAGCCGUUGCUCCAGCAGAAGAAGAUCCAGCUGCUACUGCUGCAGAUGUUGCUCCUGAGGAUGCUGCUGCCGUCGAGGUGGCCACUGUUGCGCCUCUUGAACCUGCAGAUGAAGGCGCCACUGAAGUGGAAACCGCUGCUGUGGUUGAAGUUACAGAGGAAGCUGCAGAGAAUGUGCCCGCACUUGACGCAGCUGCUUCCCUAGCUCCAGUAGCAGAGGGAGAAGAAAAUGCAGUAGAUGUAGCCGCUACAGUUCUCCCAGAAGCGGUUGUCACCGAAGUCACCGUAGAAGAAGCUGUGGUGGCUGAGGAUGGUGCAGAAGUGGUCCAGACUGAAACAGAAGCCCCCGCUGACAAUGUUGUAGCCCCUGCAGACACUGAAGACACCACUGUGGAGGAGGCAGUGGCAGAUGUUGCUGAAGCAGAAAUAACUGAGACGGACAACGAUGAUGCUGUUGCAACUGCAGCUCCAGCAGUAGAAGAUAAGGUUGUAACUGCAGUCGAAGCAGAGGUGGAAGCAGAUCCAGCACAAGUUGCCCUUGUUGUGGUCAAAAGACAAGCACCAGAAGUUUCAGCCGAUUGCAUGAUCUACCGAUAUGGCUCCCUUGCCACAUCUGUUGAUGUCGUCCAGGGUAUAGAAAGUGUCGAGAUUGUACAGAUGUCCAAUGUUGUGUCAUUGGCAACUGAGCUGGUUCAGAAUGCAGUUGAUGUCACCGUUAGCUGUCAAGGGAGUUUACCAAGUGAGGUCUGCACAGUUGUUUCGGAUGCUGACUGUAUCACACCGGUGGAAACCGUCUGCUCCGCGGCCGUGCCCUCUCCGGACUGCCAAAUGGUCCUUCGCCAGUUCUUCAAUGAGUCUGGCGUUUUUUGCCUUAAUGUUUCCUUGACCAAUGAUGUCAGUCUUGCUAUGGCAAGUGCUCGUGUCAACGUGGCAGUAGCCUCCGGUGGUUCGCCAACUGGAACUGCUGCCAUCAUCCUGGGUGUGAUGGUGCUUGCCUGCGUGGUUUGCUGUGUCGGUUUAAUGUACAGACGCUUCAAGCAGUACCAGCCACUGACAGAAGACAGCGAUGGCAGUAGCUCGGCAGUGACGUCAGUGCCUCUGCUGCUGUGGAACUUGCUGAUGAGACAGUCGCCUGGAGAGAGCCGCCCACUGCUUCAGGGGAGGAUUGUGUGA